UAAAUUUAUUUGAAACGCCUGAAGAUGAACAUUUUGAUGCUAACGAUUCUGUUCAAAAAACAGUAGUUAUUAUUCAGAAUAAUGGGGAUGAGCCUAUCUAUAUUCCAAAUGAUAAACGCAAAUUAUUAUCUCUUGACACGACUAGUGAACAAAAAAUCACACUUUUUCGUGUGUAUUGCAGAAAAGUUGGCACAGCUAUAACAUAUUCUCCAGAAACGG
This is a messenger RNA of Racocetra fulgida, 219 nucleotides long. The record is from the annotation of a GenBank genome assembly. Lineage: Eukaryota; Fungi; Glomeromycota; Glomeromycetes; Diversisporales; Gigasporaceae.